Suncus etruscus (white-toothed pygmy shrew) is the source of this 2760-nucleotide messenger RNA. RefSeq names its product transmembrane 9 superfamily member 2 (gene TM9SF2). The transcript is spliced from 17 exons. The coding region runs from base 127 to 2118 and encodes 663 amino acids. Gene Ontology annotation, biological process: protein localization to membrane. Gene Ontology annotation, cellular component: membrane. The record is from RefSeq and is a predicted model, not a curated record. NCBI's taxonomy places the organism in Eukaryota, Metazoa, Chordata, Mammalia, Eulipotyphla, Soricidae.
GCAUGCGCCGUCGGGGCCCGCUCGGGUGUCUGUUGCGGGCGCCGCCGCGGAGUCUCCCCCGAAUCGCCGAGCGAGCGAUCGAGCGAUCGAGCGAGCGAUCGCGGGGCCCGCCUGGUCGUUGCAGACAUGAGCCCCCCGCCGCAGGCGUCGCCGGCGCCUCGGCUGCUGUCGCUGUCGCUGCUGCUGCUGCUGCUGCUCGGGGCGGCCCCGGGCCCGCGUCGCGCCGCCGCCUUCUACCUGCCCGGCCUGGCGCCUGUCAACUUCUGCGAGGAGGACAAGAAGACGGACGAGUGCAAGGCGGAAAUCGAGCUCUUCGUGAACAGGCUGGACUCCGUGGAAUCCGUCCUUCCGUACGAGUACACGGCGUUUGAUUUUUGCCAAGCACCGGAAGGAAAGCGUCCAUCUGAAAACCUCGGGCAGGUACUGUUUGGAGAAAGAAUUGAGCCUUCGCCAUAUAAGUUUACAUUCAACAAAAAGGAGGAAUGUAAGCUCGUGUGCACAAAAACGUACCACACGGAGAAAGCGGAAGACAAACAGAAGCUAGAAUUCUUGAAGAAAAGCAUGCUGCUCAAUUAUCAGCAUCACUGGAUCGUGGAUAACAUGCCUGUGACAUGGUGUUACGACGUUGAAGACGGUCAGCGGUUCUGUAACCCCGGGUUUCCGAUCGGCUGCUACAUUACAGACAAGGGCCAUGCGAAGGACGCCUGUGUUAUCAGUUCAGAUUUCCACGAGAGAGAUACUUUCUACAUCUUCAACCACGUCGACAUUAAGAUCUUCUACCACGUUGUCGAGACAGGGUCCAUGGGGGCAAGACUCGUGGCUGCGAAGCUCGAACCCAAAAGCUUCAAGCACACCCACGUGGAUAAGCCUGACUGCACCGGGGCCCCCAUGGACAUAAGCAACAAGGCUUCCGGGGAGAUCAAGGUCGCCUACACCUACUCGGUCACCUUCCAGGAGGACAAAACUAUCAGAUGGGCUUCGAGGUGGGACUACAUUCUGGAGUCCAUGCCCCACACGCACAUCCAGUGGUUUAGCAUCAUGAACUCCCUGGUCAUCGUCCUCUUCCUGUCUGGGAUGGUGGCCAUGAUCAUGCUGCGGACGCUGCAUAAAGACAUCGCCAGAUACAACCAGAUGGACUCCACGGAGGACGCCCAGGAGGAGUUCGGCUGGAAACUCGUUCACGGCGACAUCUUCCGGCCGCCUCGGAAGGGGAUGCUGCUGUCAGUUUCCCUCGGCUCGGGGACUCAGAUCCUCAUCAUGACGUUCGUCACACUCUUCUUUGCCUGCCUGGGCUUCUUGUCUCCUGCCAACCGAGGCGCCCUGAUGACCUGCGCCGUGGUGCUCUGGGUGCUGCUGGGCACGCCCGCGGGCUACGUGGCUGCCAGGUUCUACAAAUCCUUCGGUGGCGAAAAGUGGAAAACAAAUGUUUUAUUGACGUCAUUUCUUUGUCCUGGGAUCGUGUUCGCAGACUUCUUCAUCAUGAACCUCAUCCUCUGGGGGGAGGGCUCCUCGGCCGCCAUCCCCUUCGGCACGCUGGUGGCCAUCCUGGCCCUGUGGUUCUGCAUCUCGGUGCCCCUAACUUUCAUUGGCGCCUACUUCGGCUUCAAGAAGAAUGCCAUUGAACACCCAGUCCGCACCAAUCAGAUCCCACGGCAGAUUCCCGAGCAGUCCUUCUACACCAAGCCUCUGCCUGGCAUCAUCAUGGGUGGGAUCCUGCCCUUCGGCUGCAUCUUUAUUCAGCUCUUCUUCAUUCUGAAUAGUAUCUGGUCCCACCAGAUGUACUACAUGUUCGGCUUCUUGUUCCUGGUGUUCAUCAUUCUGGUCAUCACGUGUUCCGAAGCCACCAUCCUCCUCUGCUAUUUCCACCUGUGUGCGGAGGACUACCACUGGCAGUGGCGUUCGUUCCUCACCAGCGGUUUCACUGCCGUCUAUUUCCUCAUCUACGCGAUCCACUACUUCUUCUCCAAGCUCCAGAUCACGGGCACGGCGAGCACCAUUCUCUACUUUGGCUACACCAUGAUAAUGGUCUUGAUCUUCUUCCUCUUUACAGGAACAAUUGGUUUUUUUGCAUGCUUUUGGUUUGUUACCAAAAUAUACAGUGUGGUGAAGGUUGACUGACGGAGGAAGCCCUGGUGUGUCCAGUUAAAACAGAAAUAAAUUAAUUCUUCAUCAACAAAGACCUGGUUUGUGACUCCCUUGAGUUUUAUCAGACUUAUUGGCCUAGUAUUCCUUCAGAAAAAAAAAAGAAAAUGAAUUUCAAAUCCACUUCUUCCCAUCCACCUGUCCCCGAAAACUGUUUUCAACUCUCAAGACAUUUGUAUUGUGAUUUGAUUAAGUAUAUACUCAGUUGUUCUCCAUGGAGAGCAAAUUUAAAUAUGCUCUGUGUAUUUGUAAAUAUACAAUAGCUCUACAAUUUUUUUCCAUCAUCUAACACAGGUAGAGACGGCCAUAUUCAGCAGUGAAAUGCAGGACUAUUUGUUGUAAAUAGGAUUUUCUAGGCUCUGGAGGCAGAAAGAAUUAUUUUUCUUUGAAGGAAAUAACUUUUUAUCAUGGUAAUUUUGAAGGAUGAUUCGUAUGCUCUGUUUCGGGGGGGUUGUGGCUUUUAAAACAAAACAAAACAAACUCUUGUAUUGGUUGUACCUGUCGAGUACCUUCUCUGUUUCAAUAUCCAUCAUUCCCGUGGAUUGGCCUUUUAAACUAUGUGCCUCUGAGUCUUUGAAUUUAUAAAUUUGUUAUCUUAAUAAAUACUGUAAAAACGUC